Salmo salar (Atlantic salmon) is the source of this 5277-nucleotide messenger RNA. Its product is annotated as protein PALS1. Lineage: Eukaryota; Metazoa; Chordata; Actinopteri; Salmoniformes; Salmonidae. Gene Ontology annotation, molecular function: protein binding. The record is from RefSeq and is a predicted model, not a curated record.
AAUGGGAGACCCUUGACGUCUCAACCCUUGAGUUGGAAAUGACUUCUAAUAAUGCAAGGCUACGGCGGGAGAGAGGAUCUCGACUGAUAUUGUGGCACUAAGUUAGCGAAGUUGAGUCUUUCAUCACUCAGUUGAUACAAAAACCAAUGGAGGAACAUUGGACACCUCAAUGAAGGAUAUAUUUUUGAAAGCGUUGCGGGAAAAAAGAGGGGGAUAGCCACUGAUCCACAGCCUGGGAGAAGACCCACUACCUGUGGGGGGUUAUAUACAGAGAGGAGAGCCCUCAGCUGAUCUACUACUAUAGAGCACCAACUAACCAACCAACACUUGGGUGUCCCUCCUCUCCUGGAAUCCCAACAUCUGCUGAGUCAUCAGUAGUGAGUCAGGGUGUCAUGGCCACCGGGCCCAGGACACGCAGAGAUCACCCCUCAUAGUACUUCCCCCAGCCAGCCACCUGCAGCACACACACACACACACACACACACACACACACACACACACACACACACACACACACAUACACACAGGAGGAAGCACAGGGGUGGCAAUGAUGACCACAUCACAUAUGAACGGUCAUGUGACUGAGUCAGACGGUGGAGGAAGUGGAGGAGGCGAGUCGAACCAGGAGGAGCCCCAGCAGUGGCACAGGGAGAUGGCAGUGGACUGCCCAGGGGACCUGGGUGCUCGUACCCUGCCUGUGCGGCGCUCUGCCCAGCUGGAGAGGAUCCGUCAGCACCAAGAGGACUUGAGGAGGAGGAGGAGGGAGGAGGAGGGCAGGAACAGACAGGAGCUAGAUCUUAAUGCUUCCAUACGGCUCAAGAAGCUAUCUCAGAACCCCAAGGUGGGCAUCGAUAACCCCACCUUCGACCCCAUUGAAGGCCCCGUAGGGCCCAUGGGACUUCCGCCCAACCUGGGGGCCCCUACUCUACUGGAGUUGGAGGAGCUGCUGAUGUCCCUAAAGCAGGUGCAGCACUGCCUGUCUGACACCCAGAGCCAGGAGGACGUGGAGCUGGUGCUGCAGCUGGUCCAGAAGACUGACUUCCAGAAGGCUUUCAACAUCCACAACGCUGUGGCCCAGCACAUGAACAGGCCCAGCCCGCCCUUCCCACACACAGACCGCGCUCAGGGCCUGGCACAAGAGGUCCAGUCUAUGGUUCAUAACAGCCAACACAAGGAGGGCUUGGAGCUCAACACCCUGCUCUCUUCCCCACAUGUCCAGGCGGUGCUUCUGGCCCAUGACUGUGUUGCAGAGCAGGAGAUGCAGCUGGAGCCCCUGACCCCAGAUGACCACUGUGAAACUCUCACCCAGUGGGGAGGGGAGACCGUCAAGAUAGUCUGCAUCGAGAAGGCCAGGGACAUCCCACUGGGCGCGACGGUGCGUAACGACAUGGACAGCGUGAUAAUAAGCCGCAUCGUGAAGGGUGGGGCGGCGGAGCGCAGCGGGCUGCUCCAUGAAGGAGACGAGGUUCUGGAGAUCAACGGAGUGGAGAUCCGAGGGAAGGACGUCAACGAGGUCUUCGACAUCCUGGCCGACAUGCACGGCAACCUGACCUUCAUCCUCAUCCCCAGCCCACAGACCAAACCCCCGCCCAUCAAGGAGACUGUGGUCCAUGUGAAGGCUCACUUUGACUACGACCCGUCUGAUGACCCGUACGUGCCGUGCAGGGAGCUGGGCCUGUGCUUCCAGAAAGGAGACAUCCUCCACAUCAUCAGCCAGGAUGACCCCAACUGGUGGCAGGCCUACAGGGACGGAGACGAGGACAACCAGCCCCUGGCCGGGCUAGUACCAGGCAAGAGCUUCCAGCAGCAGAGGGAGGCCAUGAAGCAGACCAUAGAAGAGGAUAAAGAGCCUGAGAAGUCAGGAAAGCUGUGGUGUGCUAAGAAGAACAAGAAGAAGAGGAAGAAGCUCCUUUACAACUCCAAGCAGAACGACGACUAUGACAACGAGGAGAUCCUGACCUAUGAGGAGAUGGCGCUCUACCACCAGCCAGCCAAUCGCAAGCGGCCCAUUGCUCUGAUUGGUCCUCCCAACUGUGGGCAGAAUGAGCUGAGACAGAGACUGCUGUCCAGCGAGCCAGACAGAUUUGGGGGAGCUGUCCCACACACGACACGGAACAGGCGUGAUGUGGAGGUGAGUGGGAGGGACUACCACUUCGUCUCUCGCCAGGCCUUUGACAUGGAUGCCACCGCGGGGAAGUUCAUCGAGUCGGGAGAGUUUGAGAAGAACCUGUACGGAACCAGUACCGACUCUGUCCGUCAACUCAUCAACACGGGCAAGAUCUGUCUGCUCUGUCUGCACACACAGUCACUGAAGAUUCUGCGUAACUCUGAUCUGAAGCCUUACAUAAUCUUCAUCGCUCCUCCCUCCCAAGAACGGUUGCGAGCCCUCCUGGCCAAGGAGAGCAAGAACCCAAAGCCGGAGGAGCUGCGAGACAUCAUCGAGAAGGCCCGUGAGAUGGAGCAGAACUUUGGCCACCUGUUUGAUGCAGCCAUUGUGAACACAGACCAGGACAAGGCAUAUCAGGAGCUGCUGAGGCUCAUAAACAAACUGGACACUGAGCCACAGUGGGUCCCCUCCUCCUGGCUACGUUGAAGGAGCAAUAUAACACAGACACAACACUAACCUGACACAGCACUCACUGGUUCAAUGAAGAGCUAGAGCUACCCUGGAUCAUGGACAAUAGUUACCCGGGGGGGAAGACCAUUAUUAGCUGAAAAUUAGCCUUGACUCCUUCUCCAACCAGAAUCACAGUAUGAGACUAGUGGAAGAUCCUCAAUCAACACUCAAGCUGAAGAUUAAAUAAAACACUUAAUGCUUAUCACUACAUGUGAUACUGAACUGAGUCGAGCUCUUCCCUUCUGAGACUGCCUGGGAAAAUGAAUUAUUGUCUUAUUAUUGCUCUGAUUAUUUGUCCUUUUUUCGUUGCUGGAUUUCUCUUCACUAAAUUAACUUUUCACAUUCCAGAGAAGUAUGUAAAGACUUGGCACUUGGUGGCAGAAAUAGAAUUAGUGCUUCUAUUCUGCUUUUGAUAACUAUUUAUAAUUGUAAAUAUAUUCUAUUUUUAAGAAGCUUUCGAUAAUAAGAACCCAUAGCUUCUAUCUAUGGCAGGGAUGGGCAACUUUGAUAGGGGUUGGGGGCCACAAAAAAUCUUAACUCAUCACGAGGGGCUGCAGUGGCUUGCGGGUCUGCGUACCCACAUCCAUACCCAGACAUGCAGUCAGAGCUUGCCUUAGCCUUUUGGGGGCCCCCCUACUUUGCGAGCAAAAAAAAUGUUUUUGGGAGAAGGGGGCAGUGAAUGACUCCUACACAAAACUAUAGACACACACACUGGUUGUUGUACCCUUGCUGUUUCCUUGACCCCGUGUGUGAGGUCAGGUGUGUGUUUGUUCAGUAAUGUAUCAUCACGGAUGUGAUUUGCUCACCUAAUGAAACCAUCUCUGAGGUGAUAACAUCCUGAUCAGUUAUUUACUAUAUAGGGAAUAGGGUGCCAUUGGGAUGCAGUCAUGAUCUCUGCAUCUGGCCUUUAUCCUCUAAACUAUAGCAGCCCUGCUUUCAAAUAUUUGGAUCAUUGAAAAUACUUAAGCUGUGCUUGAUUGAACUGUCCUGGCACAAAGGAACCAAUAGAAUUAUUCCAGAACGGUAAUCCCUAACUGGCACUCCAGGUCGGCAAAAAGCAAAACCUUAAAGUAUUUUAAAGAUUUCAAAUGCUAUUUGAACUCUGGUCUGCACUACAGCACAGUAUGAUGCUGGAGGUUCAUCUGAAUGGUGUUUUCACAUUAAUUAGACAAUCUGAUCUGAGAGAUGGUGAAGAGCCACUUUCUCCUACUUACCUUAUACUCUUUUCACACUAUCAUGCCAACCAAAACUGGACUGUGCUGGCUCUGAUAUUUUCACAUUUUCCUUUCCAGUAACUAUGGUGGAUCGUAACCAGGCCAGUGCAGUGCAGCUUGGCUCAGUAGUGUGAAAAGGGUACUGGAGGAUAAACCAGUCAUAACACUACACCCCUUACCUCUACCCAAGCACUACGAGUCAUCGCUAAAUAGAAAACGGGUCUGUCCCGAAUCACAGGAUUUAAACCAACAGUGAUGAUAUUGAAGAAAGAUUAUUAGAGGUGUUUUGAAGUUAUGACACUAAAAUCUUGAGGGGUAACUUUAUCUAUGUCUUCAUUUUCUCGAUCUCAGUAUUCAUCAUGCACACUUCCUGUGCUAAUCUUUAGGAUUGUGACCAUAGAAAUUGAAUUAUAUUUCUAUAAGUGUAACCAGCAGUAUUCUAUUCAUGGAAAACACUAAGGAACAUCUGAGCACCGCUGUCUGUGGAAUUCUCUUAAUCAAUACUUCAUAAAUGCUUUGUUUGAAAUCGAUGCAUUUUAUAAUUCACUUAAAUGCAUUAUAAACUAUCCAACUAUGCUGUAUUUUAAUCCAGUAGUUUUCACCACAUGUGACAUCUUAAAUGUGUGAUUUUUAUUAUUUGUCAAUGAUUUUUCAAAGCUGUUAUUGAAAUGUUUGUUCUACUUUUUGAUAUGGGUCUGUGAAAUUAACUCGACCGAACCGAAAAAUAGUUGUAUGUUUUUGCAUCUGGUGUUUCCAUGAUCAUAGGUUUCAGCUCACCCUUGAUUAUAAUAUGCUGACUUUAUGUGAUUGUCUUCAUGCGUGUGUGUGUGUAUGCACAGAGACAGGACUGUCACUGUAAUGCAGGCAAGUAUUAUCUCUAGUAGACACAAUGGGAAAUGGUCUCAGCAAAACUGUUUCACAUAUUUUUAUUUUUGGUUAUUGAUGAUAAUCAUGGUGUAUCUAGAUACUUUUGAUAUAUUGGUAAUGUUAAAGAUAGAUUUAAGUACAGAGUAAUGCACCUGUAGAAUGAUGACUCGACCACCUAUCCAUCCCUCUGUUUUUGGAUCUGAAACUCCAGGAACCGCUCAGUGCUAGCCUGAUCCCAGAUCAGUUUUUUUUUACUCAGCUCCUCUGACGAUUUGUCAUGUUUGCCAUAGAAGUUGGCUACAUAGGGCCGUAUUUAGUUUCUCAGAGUAGAAGUGCUGAUUUAGGAUCAGGUCAUCCCUAUUCAUUGUUAUUAUUAUCAAAAAGGGAAAAAUUAUCUUAGAUCAGCACUCCUAUUCUGAGACUGAGAAUGGUGGCCAUUGAGAUCUGGGACCAGUCUAGUUCAGAAUGUCUAUCCCUUUUUAGUAUGCACAGUACACACCUUGUGUAGAUUUGAGCCGUUAACUGGAAGUAGAACUAAUCGAUGUAAAGUUACUGUAUUAUUAAAAAUCACUUUCUUUA